Messenger RNA from Funneliformis mosseae, 526 nucleotides. Lineage: Eukaryota; Fungi; Glomeromycota; Glomeromycetes; Glomerales; Glomeraceae. The record is from the annotation of a GenBank genome assembly.
AUGUGUGGAAACAUAAUUUCAACCUGUUAUAAGUCGAAACGAAAUAAAGAAGAAGUAAUAUCUAAUAUUUCUAAUGAUCCAAAUCGAAUCAGUGGUCACCCCAAUGUAAACUCUUUCUCGACAAAUAAUAAUCUGGGACCAAACCUUUCCUCCGAAAAUAAUAAUGUUGAAUCAACUUCUGCCCCUGAAAAUGAUGAUAUAGAAUUGAAUUCUAUCUCUGAAAAUAAUUAUGUAGAAGACGGAAACAUUUAUGAAUUUAUUGAAGAAAAUAUUGAUGUUAUAACCGAGAAAUUUAAUGAUGACCAAUUAAAAAAUGAUGUUAAAGAAUUUUGGAAAUACGAUAAAGCUUUAUUACAGAGAGAAGCUAAUAUCUCAGCUGGUUUGGAAAAAGAUGAAGUUCCUAUUAGAAAAUCUCACCCACAAGCGUAUCAUGUAAGUCGCUCUUACGAUAAUUUCAACUUUGCACUUCUAAAUGUGGGGAAAAAUGAACCGAAGGUCGAUGCGAUGAUCAUGAUUCAAAAUUUGG